AUGUCAAAGCUUGAUAAAGUAUUUAAUGCUAUUUGGAAAACUGCUACCACUGCUAUGGUCGGUUUUACUGUAGCAUGUUUUGCUGCUGUUGGAUGGGAAACUAAGAACUUUAUUCAAAACUUCUCAACUUGGUCCGAAAAGAGAAAACAAAGAGAAGCAAUAGCUAAGGAAAUUAUGUCGGAGUAUAAUGAAGAAGACCAAAGAGACAGGGAUUUGGAAAGAAUUAUUGGAAUUGCACCAAAGGAUGAAACUAUUGCAAAUAUUUCUGCCAUUGAGAGUAGUGUCAAGUCAGACAGUAAAUUGGAGUAA
Messenger RNA from Naegleria gruberi, 309 nucleotides. RefSeq lists its product as uncharacterized. The coding region runs from base 1 to 309 and encodes 102 amino acids. The transcript is spliced from 3 exons. The record is from RefSeq and is a predicted model, not a curated record. NCBI's taxonomy places the organism in Eukaryota, Heterolobosea, Eutetramitea, Acrasida, Naegleriidae.